Knipowitschia caucasica is the source of this 303-nucleotide messenger RNA. Lineage: Eukaryota; Metazoa; Chordata; Actinopteri; Gobiiformes; Gobiidae. The record is from the annotation of a GenBank genome assembly.
AUGGGUAUGUGUCCAGUGGCCCAGGAAGAGGCCUCGAAACGGGGAGCGGGGGGGGAGCAGGGUGCUUGGUAUGCCCGCGGUUUACGCACGGCUGCUGGGAGAGAACUUGUUGGUAUUUGGGCUAAGGGGGAGUACUGGUCGCAGGCUGAAGGCAGGCUUUUCCUCCGCUGGUCCCCGUCUCUGCUCCUCGUCUUCUCCGCUCGGGACGAUUUCAAGAUGGCGACUGGGAGAAGCGUCAAGCUGGAGGCGCUCGCGGCCACUUCCGGUUUACGAAAGAGACACGAGCGGAAUUUUUGGGUUUGA